Molecule: messenger RNA, 4002 nt
Organism: Coniosporium apollinis CBS 100218
Lineage: Eukaryota; Fungi; Ascomycota; Dothideomycetes
Exons: 9
Coding region: 1-4002 (1333 amino acids)
Biological process (GO): protein desumoylation
Cellular component (GO): nucleus; cytoplasm
Molecular function (GO): SUMO-specific endopeptidase activity
Source: RefSeq, a predicted model, not a curated record
AUGAUCCGGAGCGAGAGCCCACCGUCGCUUCACAAGAGCCUUCCGGCGCCACCGCGGGACAUAGAAGAGAGCCUGGAGGAGGGUAGAAACACGUUUCAUAUAUACAUCGACGAGAAUACAGAGAGCCCCGCUCAUGCGCAGCCAACUAGAACCGCAAACAUCGAAACCUCGCCUCGGUUACGACGGAAGCAGUCCAUACCGGAAGACGAGUGGCGUCUUAUGGGGGACUAUCGGACACCUCGGAAUGCUAUUCCUAUAGCUAUGCCAGGCGCGCUUUAUCACAAGCCUAAAGGUCCGAACUUUCAACCUAUGAACACCUUGAAAGGCUCCAACCGCCCCGCUACACAGCAAAUUCCCAGGCGCCCAGGCUACGGCAAAAAGACCUCACACGCCUUUUCUCCGCAGACACUCGCAUUCGAAACCCACCGGGGUGACAAUGUGCCUCCUCAGGAAACUUAUCACGACUUUCCCGAUCGCGACAACACGUCCACGAAGCGGCGAAAGAUCCAAGACCGACCUACCCGCGAGCCACCGACUAGCUCACCAGUCCACGUUCUCGACUCAGACGACGAAGUGGCUCCACCGGAAAGUAUCCAGAACCGAACCGUGACACGGGUCCCUCCUAGUGUUUUCUCAGCCACCGCGCCCCGAACGCAACCCAGCCAUGCCUCGAAUAGGAAGUCUCCAUUGGAAUCUUUUGGACUACAAAGCGAGUUCCGCGAAGUCAAUGGAAGAGUCGAUCCACGUCCAGCCAAGAAACAAAGGGUUACCGUUUUCGAGAAGAAUCUCCCUAAAUCUGAGCUGGCUGUGUCGAAGGCUGUAAAGCCCGCUAGGCGAGCGCCUCAGUCUUCACCUAUCGUUGUCGAGGAUGACUCAACCCAACCAGAUUCUCGCGGAACGGACCUGAGUAAAGGAUUAUCACUCAUCCUCAAGGAUGCGGAUCGGAGGCCAGUCAGGGAUGAGACCAGGGAGAGGCAUCACGACACUAUGUCGCCAUACUUCCUCAAUGGCGGUUCUGAAGUUGCCGAGUCCGCACCCCGUGAAGCCAAGACACCAAGUACCAACGGCAAGUUGAGACGCCCAAGACCGCUCAAUGGAGAGCGUUCCCCUCCUCUGCACUCCGUCAAAGACCGUCAAAUGGCUGCAGCCCAAGCAGCAAGAGCUGCAAGGGAGGCAAAUGCUUACGACAGCCCUGAUGAGCUGCAGUCUAACAUCACGGUUGGCUCCUCAUCCGCUACUGUUCGGCCCCCCGUGGAAAUAGUAAAUGCCCAGGCUCAGUCGCCGCAGAAGAAUCUGACACAUCGACUGUCCAUAUCGCCAGAGCCUGCACCGAAGACAGUCCGCUCGCCCAACGACAUACAAAGAACCGAGUUCGUACGGUCAAGAAAAGUGGCUAUCGACCCUCCUGCUGUGAAGCCGAAGAGUCGGCGCAAAAUCGAACAGCCGCCUAUCGUCUGGCCACUUCUGAUUUACGGAGCAGAUGGACUUACACUUGUUCGUGAAGAUUUACAGCUGCACUGGUACACGGAUCGACGACUAGGGGUUGUCACUGUGGACGAGCAACCUCCAAAUUUUGAAGAUACUGCAGCUUGCAUAUAUCCGCGGAAGAUUCAAAGGGCCGUUAGAGGCCCUCCUGACUGCGCUAAAGUCCAACUGUCUGGAUCGAGAGGUCAGGACGUGUCCUACAGUCGCGACUUAGCCUUCGCCCAACCGAGCGACCUCAACGAGUUCAUGACCAAUCUGGAGGAUGCGACGAAGGGGACCCUAAGGAUAGUUGCCAAGCCAAAUGGUGCAAUGAACAAGCACUUUAUUAACAUCUCCGCAAAUCCGUACCAAGAGGUUGGGAGUGUGGACGCUCCUGUUGAUGAGGGCGAAGAGAUAAAAUUAUUGAAGCAGAGGGUGCACAACACUGCAACCAAAGCGGGAGGGCUAGACGUAGGGCAAGAACCAUCAUUUCAACCUGCGAAACCGAAGCUCAUCUCCCAAAUGCGCGUCGAUGCGCAAGAUCCGAAACCACCCUUAAGCUCAGCAAGAAAGAACACUGGAUCCGCUCGUCUGAACGCGGUAGCCGCUGAUCUUACAGGCUAUCGAAGGGACGUGCCCGACAGAGCGACUAUUUCUCAAGGAUCCCCUGUCAGACGCUCUUCUACGCGCACUACGUCCUCUAAAGCAAUUGUAAAGCGGCAGAAGUCGCCCUCACCAAGCCUCAUUGUCGACCCCUGUGAGGAGAAGUAUUCACUCGCUCAUGGACUAGGUCCAAAGUGGGAGCAGCCAGUAGUCUUUUCCCUUACAGGUCGCAAACGGGCAGUUGUCGAGUUCGAGGAUCUCGAGCGGCUCGACGACGGAGAGUUUCUCAAUGACAACAUUAUCUCGUUCUACAUUCUGCUGAGAGAGCACGAAGCACGGCAACGGGGGCUUUCGGAGAGGACAGUCUAUUCGUUCAAUACGUAUUUCUACUCACAACUCGCGCCCAAAGGACAGAAGGGUAUCAACUACGCUGCUGUGCAGAGAUGGACCGCGAAGGAUGACCUAUUCAACUACGACUACAUCAUCGUGCCUGUGAAUGAGGACGCGCAUUGGUAUGUAGCAAUCAUCUGCAAUCUGCCGAACAUCAGUCGGGUCUUCCAUUCCGGGCCGAAAGAGGAUGAUGUCUCUUCCGCCAAGGACCCGGAAGUUGAAGAAGUCGGUAGUCGCAUAAUCACAGCCACGUCCUCCCCUGUGCGGACCGCGAAGUUCGAUGAUGCGGAUAACGACGCGCAGCCUCAAAAGAAUGGUGUACUCGAAGAUGCGGUUUCUCGGAUGAGCAUCGACUCUGACAACGAGGAUGGGCAUCGAGAGCCAACCGACAAGGGACCAAGACCCGCUGCCGCUGAAGCCAUUGGACCUCCCCAUGAAGAAAGUGCAGAGUGGCCAGACCCUACCGAGAACGAGCCACCGAGAGCUUCAUCACCUUUCAGAUCCGAGGACGCGGCUGAAGAGACCAAAUCUGCCAAACGGGCUAAGAAGUCACCUCGGAAGAAGCAGAAGCCGGUGGGAAAGAAGUACGAUCCUAGCGAUCCUGUCAUCAUCAUCCUUGACUCUUUGGGUGUUGCUCACAACAAAACUGCGAGAAACCUGAAAGACUACAUCAUUGAAGAAGGCAAAGCUAAGCGAAGCCUGGACAUCGACAUCAAGGACCUCGAAGCCAUGACCGCAAGGAACAUCCCGCUGCAAGACAACUUCUGCGACUGCGGCCUGUUCCUGCUCGGCUAUGUCGAGAAGUUCCUGCAGAAUCCAACCGAGUUCGUGCGGAAGGUCUUGACGCGCGACAUGGAUGCCGACAAAGACUGGCCAGAGAUGGAUCCGCGACAGAUGCGCCACAACAUCCGGGAGAUCCUCCAGCAAGAGUAUAGGAAGCAGGCAGAUGCCCGACUGGCCGAGAAGGAGAAGCGGAAAGCGGAGUUGAAACGCAAGAGGCGGGAGAAGGAGCAGCUCGCAAACGGUGCUGCGGCUCAACCCACAUCAUCUCAACCAGCACCUGACGCUCCUCCGAAUUCCCAGCCGGCGCCGGAGCAACCCAAGGCGCCGGAGCGGAUCAAAGCGCCAGAGCAACCCAAAACACCAAAAGCAGCGCCGACGCCACCACCCUCGAAGGUGCAUCCAGACGUUGUAAUCUACCACACGCCCGCCAAGCCGAAGGUUCGCAAAGCGCCUGUUACGUCCGAGUCCAACCCGACCAAACCCCGCCAGAAGCCACUACCUCAAGCCCCGGAAACGGCUGAAGAACAAACCCUGGUUGGAAGACUUCUCGCCACGCUUAAUUCCCAGCAGGAAGACGAUGAGAUGCUCGACCAGCCGCAAGAACCUCGCCCGGAGCAUGAAGAAUCCGUGAUCGAGAUCCCAGACUCUCAGCCCUCGCAGCGUGGCCAGGUGUCGCCGGAGAUGUCGUUCAGGGGACAGCUGAACCCGGCGGUGACGCCUGGUGACCGUAAGGGAAGGAAGCGGAGCCGCGAGUUGACGUGA